Thrips palmi is the source of this 3569-nucleotide messenger RNA. RefSeq names its product long-chain fatty acid transport protein 4-like. Gene Ontology annotation, cellular component: endoplasmic reticulum. Gene Ontology annotation, molecular function: long-chain fatty acid transmembrane transporter activity; long-chain fatty acid-CoA ligase activity. The coding region runs from base 98 to 2173 and encodes 691 amino acids. The record is from RefSeq and is a predicted model, not a curated record. Gene Ontology annotation, biological process: triglyceride homeostasis. Lineage: Eukaryota; Metazoa; Arthropoda; Insecta; Thysanoptera; Thripidae. The transcript has 13 exons.
GCCGAGCCUUGACCCUUGCGCCCCAGUGCCCGGGGCCGCGACGCACUUCGAACCGAUGCACGACGCAGCUAAUUAAAAGCCAGUGAGAGUCGCCACCAUGAGCGAUCCGAUCGACGACCAGAGCGAUGACGUCGAAGGCGGUCUGCUUGGCCAGCCCCAGCCGCAGCCCCUGCAGUGCGCGGCCAGCGCCAACCCGAGUCGGAGGCCCUCCCUGGAGCUGUGUCGCCGCGUGGCGCUGUUCAUCACCAUGCUGGUGGUGGUCGCCGUCCUCGCGGCCGUGUUCGCCUACUUCCUGGGCUGGGCGUCGCUCGUGCAGGUGGUGGUGGUGGCCGCGGCCGUGUACCUGUGCACGGGGCGGCGCUACCGCUGGUUCUACGUCGCGGCCAAGACAGCGCCCCGAGACCUCAGGGCCUUCACGCGCUUCCUGCGCGUCCAGUGGAUGAUCCACGGCCUCGCCAAGCGCAAUGCCUCCGUCCCGGACAUGUUCCGCGACAUGGCCGCCAAGUACCCGGACAAGGUGUGCCUCAUGUGCGAGGAGUCGCAGAUGACGUUCGCCGAGGUGGACGCCUACUCCAACAAGGUGGCCAACGUGUUCCUGGAGCACGGCUACCGCAAGGGCGACGUGGUGGCGCUGUUCAUGGACAACCGGCCCGAGUUCGUGUGCCUGUGGCUGGGCCUGGCCAAGCUGGGCGUCGUGGUGCCCCUCAUCAACUACAACCUGAGGCUCAACUCCCUGCUGCACUCGGUCACCGUGGCGGACUCGCAGGCCCUCAUCUACUCCAGUGAGCUGUCGGACGCCAUGAAAGACAUUUCCAAACAACUGCCCUCUAAAGUAGCUCUCUACAGCUGGAGCAGCACACCAAACAAUUUCUCUCAUGGGUUGGCAGAAAAAAAUCUGACUGCCCUUCUUCACAAUGCUCCGAGCACUGAGCCCAGUGUGCCCGAGAAACCGUCAUUCAAUGACCGUUUGGUGUACAUAUACACAUCUGGAACCACUGGCUUACCAAAGGCAGCUGUUAUUACAAAUGCUAAGUUCAUAUUCAUCACUGCUGCAAUCAGGAGACUCUCGGGAUUCCGAAACAGUGACAGGUUUUACUGCCCGCUACCUCUGUAUCACACUGCAGGCGGUUGCAUGAGUGUAGGUCAGGCCUUAUUAUUUGGAUCGACUUUGGUUAUUCGUAAGAAGUUCUCUGCAUCUGCCUAUUUUUCCGACUGCCUCAAAUUUGAGUGUACGGUGGCCCAAUACAUUGGCGAAAUGUGCCGCUACAUUCUUUCAACACCGGCAAAGCCUGAAGAUACUCAACAUAAGAUACGACUUAUGUUUGGAAAUGGUCUUCGUCCUCAAAUCUGGAAAGAAUUUGUAGAUCGUUUCAACAUCCCUGCCGUAGCUGAAUUUUAUGGUGCAACUGAAGGCAAUGCCAAUAUUGUUAACAUUGACAAUACAGUGGGUGCUAUUGGAUUUGUCUCUCGGAUUAUUCCAGCUGUUUAUCCUAUCUCAAUUAUAAAAGUAGAUCCCUUUUCUGGGGAGCCUAUUCGUGACAAAAAUGGCUUGUGUAUCCCCUGUGCACCAGAUGAACCUGGGGUUUUUAUUGGAAAGAUAACAAGCAAUCCAUCAAGAGCCUUCCUUGGAUAUGUGAACAAAAAAGAUUCGGAAAAGAAAGUGGUGCAUGAUGUUUUCACCAAAGGAGACAUGGCAUUUUUAUCAGGCGAUUUACUGGUUGCUGAUGAAUUUGGAUAUCUUUAUUUCAAAGAUAGAACUGGAGACACUUUCAGAUGGAAAGGUGAAAAUGUAUCUACCUCAGAAGUUGAAGCAGUCGUGAGCAAUGCAGCUGGUUAUCGUGAUGCAGUGGUGUAUGGAGUUGAGGUCUUUGGAAAUGAAGGGCGCGCUGGCAUGGCAGCAAUUCUUGACCAGGAAGAUAAUUUGGAUCUCCAGGCGAUUGCAGAGGGAGUUCGAAGAGCUCUACCAGCGUACGCAAGACCCCAGUUUAUCCGUGCGUUGCGACAAGUUGAAAUGACAGGAACUUUCAAGUUGAAGAAAAAGGAUCUUCAGGCAGAGGGCUUCAAUCCCUCUUCAGUGAAGGACAAGAUUUACUACUUCACUUCCAAAGGGGAAUACCAACUCCUCACUGAUGCUGCCUAUCAAGAGAUUGUUGCUGGAAAGAUCCGGUUUUAAGAAACAUUAUUACUACGUAUUAUCAUUAUUAUUAUUGUUAUUAAUGAGUACAAAAUUCAAAGAAUUGAAGACUUGUUGAAGGGCGGUCGAUCUUACCGUCUGUUUUUAAAGCUCACAAAUGUGACCUUUUUACUCAAACGGAAAGAUGCUUAACAUUGCAUUUUUUUAUGUCUUAAAGAUUUGUUGUUAAAGUUUUUUGUGUGACCAAAAACGUAACGAAUGAAACAAGGUAACUCUUUCUUGUUCCUGCAUAUGACUUCAAACUAAGAAAGAGAAAUUUAAUGUUUUCUUUCUGUUGUCCUUUUGAAUAUGUGACAUAGUGAUAAAUUCAUUUUAGGUUAAGGUGUAGCUAUAUAAACAUUGACUGUUGAAAUACUUGCCAAUUGCAAACAUCGAAACUUUAUUAGGUCCUAAUGAACCACAUUACUGUAAAUAAUGAGUCCUUCAGUUGAAGAUCAAAUACUUCUGGUAUUGCAGCGGUGUUUUAUGUAAGUUUUCUUUUAUUGGCUUCUUGUUUGCUUAUGCAUUUGAAUUGCCUCAUGUUUUUCUUCCUGCAUAUAGUUCAUGUUUUAUUAUUUUAAAACUACUUAAUCAUGAUACAAUACUGGAACUUUGAUUUAUUGUAUGAGUUUUUGUUGCUCAAAUCAAAAUUUUGCUGAAGGUAUUUCAAGUAGAGUAGCUUUUUAACUCUUAGUGAAUGAUUUGAGACUGUAAAGACACAUUAGAAGUCCAUGAUUGCCCACGUCAUUGUCAUUUAGAAAACAAUUUUUGUAUUCCUAUAGUUGUUAUAGUGUUAGUGCUUAUUUGCUUCCUCAGUUUCUGCCACCCUGUGGGGUGUGACCAUCAUGGUUUAAAUUUUUAAUUUUUGUGUAAAAGAAAAUUAGUAUUUUUUUUUGUUUUACCGUUAAUUUACCAUGCCACUUUCUUGGCAUUUCUGGAUUGCAAAGAACUGACUUAUGAGCACAAAUAUGCCAAUAUGGGAUGGAAGGGUUGCUGUUCUGCUGGCAGGGCACUUUUAAAAUGUGGCUGCUUCCAUAAACAUUUAUUUUUACCUUUCCUCUUUACAAAUAUUUUUUUCUGACUGAUGAUUUUACAAAAUUACCAAAUGCACAUCUUGCAAAUUGCGAAAGGGUAUUGUUUUAUGGUUUCACUGUUACAAGCUAACUGUGAUAAAGAUUUUGUAAUUCUAUUCAUUGUAUUUUAGAAUCCAACUUAACUUAAUCCUUCUAUAUUUUUUUAUAAAUUUCCCAUUGCUAUGGUAAAUGCAUGUACGUUUAGCAUCUUAAAUUUGGAAGAUAUGCUAAUCUUGUGUAUUACUGUACUCUCUUGUGUUUUGUUAUCUGUUCACCUGAACAACGCAUGGUUUUGAUCAAUCAUUCAUUUUCAUAUGACUGGG